Messenger RNA from Drosophila albomicans, 444 nucleotides. RefSeq lists its product as uncharacterized. Lineage: Eukaryota; Metazoa; Arthropoda; Insecta; Diptera; Drosophilidae. The coding region runs from base 1 to 444 and encodes 147 amino acids. The transcript has a single exon. The record is from RefSeq and is a predicted model, not a curated record.
AUGCAGUGCUUUGAGUGCUUCGAGGAAGGCACUUACGAUGAGCACGGUAAACGUCCGGCGUGCUCAAAAUUGACAGAUUCUCCAGAAUUCAAAGUGAAUUGCACCAAUUCAACAAUGUGUGUCAAAGAGGUGCAUAGCAUUAAUUUGUCCAACGGUCAGUGGAGAACAAUGGAGCGUAGAGGAUGUGCCAAGCAGGUGAAUGUGACGCAAGUGGAGGUAUAUAGAGCUUACGUGGAUUUUGCCUUCGUUGCUGAACCCUACAAGGAGGAGUGCGUGGAGCUGCCAACGGAGAUGCGGACAUCGACAAUUAAACGCUGCUACUGCCGGGGUAACUUGUGCAACUCGUCAACGCGGCUUCAGCAAAGCUUCAACAACAACAGCCUGAUUAAGAUAGUGUGUGUUAUGUUCCUGUUAAGCAACUUACGGCUAAUCACUGUGAUCUAA